Molecule: messenger RNA, 3013 nt
Organism: Hyalella azteca
Lineage: Eukaryota; Metazoa; Arthropoda; Malacostraca; Amphipoda; Hyalellidae
Gene: Fsn
Product: F-box/SPRY domain-containing protein 1
Exons: 4
Coding region: 461-1225 (254 amino acids)
Biological process (GO): synapse assembly involved in innervation; proteasome-mediated ubiquitin-dependent protein catabolic process
Cellular component (GO): SCF ubiquitin ligase complex; synapse
Molecular function (GO): protein binding
Source: RefSeq, a predicted model, not a curated record
UAAACUGAAUUCUUGCAUUAAUUAAGUAAAUAUUUAUCAUUUAAGAGGAUUUAUUUGCCUUAAUUCUCUCUCAACUUCAUGUUGAUUUAUUCACAGUUUUGAAAUUAUUUUAUUUGUGGAACCUUUCAGAAGAGGGGCUUCUGCCUGUGCUUGUCAGAGGUCCUAUGGGAUUUUAUGCUGCUAUGGGCAUUGUUCCUAAGCCCACCUGAGCUUGCACUAAUUGACUGCAGUUCUCAGUUGUGGGACUAAGCAAUCAUGUAGGCAGGAAUCCUUGAAUCUCCCUUCUGUCUCUAUGGUGUGUGCGGCUGAUGGCAUGUGCAAGCAACCUAUUGCUCCAGUGCCUUCAUUUCUUUUUCACCUGUCCCUCCUUGCCACUUUGUCUCUGAGAUGCUAAUGCUGCUUCUUUUGAACCAGAUUCAGCGAGCUGUACACUUGAGGCCUUCUACCCCUUGCAGGUAUAAUGGAGAACUGGUCUCACUUACCUGAUCACAUUAUAGAAGUUAUAUUCUCAUACCUUGAAGUUAGUCAGUUGAGACAGUGUUUGUUGGUUUGUAGAAACUGGCACAGAUAUUUAAGUGAUGAAAACAAUGAAGUAUGGAGAAUGCAUUGUCUAAAUCUGCUUGCUGAAGAAGCAUUGAAGUCAGAUUUACUCUCAUCUGUUCCAACAUACAUGGCAAAACUAAGAGCCUAUUAUCAUGCAUGGAAUCCUAAUGAUUGUUCAAGAAAUGUUUACAUUAAACCCAAUAAAUUCACUCUCCAUCGUAACCCUGUAGCUCAAAGUACAGAUGGAGCAAGAAGUAAAAUAGGCUUCAGGGCUGGGAGACAUGCAUGGGAAGUGGUCUGGGAAGGACCUCUAGGAACCGUGGCAGUUGUGGGCAUCGCUACUGAAGAAAGUCCCAUGCAGUGCCCAGGCUACGUAGCACUCCUUGGAUCAGAUGAACACUCCUGGGGCUGGAACCUGGUUGAUAAUCACUUGCUGCAUAAUGGCGAGUCUCUGGGCUGCUAUCCUCUUCUAAACAAUGCUCCAAAAUAUCAAGUUGGUGAAAGAAUAAGAGUAAUAUUAGACUGUGAAGACAACACUCUAUCUUUUGAAAAAAAUUAUGAGUUUCUUGGAGUUGCAUUCCGUGGUCUUCCUACGAAAAUGACUUUGUAUCCAUCAGUCUCAGCCGUGUAUGGAAACACUGAAGUUUCUAUGGUGUAUCUUGGCCCGCCGUUCGAUGGGUGACCUAUUAAGCUGCUCACGUUUCGCAGUGUUCCUCAAGCAAGACAAAAUCAUGCUGUAGAAAAAUGUCCAGCCAAUUUGAACGAAAAUAUUUUUCACAGUAAAUAGAUAUGUUUAAUAUUAUUCAGAUCAGACCGUUUUAAAAACAUUAAAUUGCCGCAUGGUUUCUGUUAAUCUUUAAAAGAGGUUUCGUUGCUAUGAAAACGAUCUAUAAUGACUUGUGCUUUUUUGUGCCGUUAGAAGCUCAGAACUUGAAUCCUGAACAAGGCUGCUUGCCUUAAGGUGUGUCGACCAAAUAACGUUACGGGUGAAGGCGCUUACUGUUAAGUUAUUCUGGAGCAUUGCUCACAGUUAAGCUGUUAUUUUAUCAUAGUAUUUAUUAUUGUUUUGCUGUUUAGAUUCUACUAUUUAUUUUCGGAUCGCGCUCCAUAUUCUUAUAUGAUCUCAUUAGAGGUAUGGAACCUGCAUCAUCACGUCACGCGCUAGUCGUUGGUCACUGACAACGUUUUAUUUUGCUCUCUCGACGAAACAUGAGAUCUGAAUAUUGUUUUUAUUGCAAGGCCUUGUAUGACGAGAUUAGGACAGAUUUCUUUUCAUGCUCUGCAUCAUAGUCGUCGAGUGUGACUUUUAAAGCAAAUUAACUCCUCUUGUGUUACUUCUCGUGCCACAGUCAUGACGUUACGUAGCCUUCAGAAUAUGAUUUGCUGCACGUGGGAAGUAUUAACUUGUACUAUUCCAAUUUGUGAUAUUACUUUCAUCAGUUUUCUGUCAAAUGAAGAUAUUUUGAAGAAAAAAAAAUUAUGUAGAUGGAUAAUUUUGGAAUAUUGAUUUCCUUUAAGAAUUUGAGUCCUACAUACAAUUUAAUGUAAAUUGUGAGGGAGUUAGUUCAACCUUCAACACUUCAGUCUUCUGAAGAUAACUCGUGUUAAUGUCCUUUUCAUAUGCAUGUAGCCUUAAAGAUCAUUCAUUUAUUGCUUGCCAAAAGGAUAAAAGGUUUAUAAGAGAACUUGCAUGUGAAUUAUUAAAAUCAAUGCUCAUGUGCAGACAAAUUUGGAUAAAAUAGAGAGGCAGUGCUCAGUAUGCGUUUCCUUUCAGGCGCAAUUCUGUGAGUGGUUGCCAUCAUUCAUGUGCAUUCCAUAUCUUGCUCAGUUUAAACCAUUAAAUGUAUGGAUUCUGCAUCUACUUAUGAUGAUCGUAAUUUUUAAAGACAUAUUCUUGUAUUUAUUUUAUAUUGCAAUGUAAUCUUGUCUUAUUUUAAUAUUCUUAUAUGCACGGAGUGAAUGAAGCCAAGCUGACGGGUGAAGUAAUCUGGUGAAGCAAGUGUUCAGACUCAUUCACGCGCUAAGAGCUGCUGUUCAGUGUCGGCACCCGUUAAGACGGACGCAAACAUCGCUCAUUAUCGAGACCAACAGCAACACAGUUUCCGUUCGUCUGAGCAAGGCUUCUUCGUGAACUUGCGUAUGUAACAGAUGGCGUUUUUAUGUGUUGAAUGAAUACACGUUCCAUUUCUCAUCGCAACUUCCAAAAUGUCAGUUUUUAAACUAGGCUAGAUUUUAAAUUUCGUUGAAUCUGCGUUCUUAUCUUAAUUGAGGCAGAAAUUUAUUUGUUACUCAUGUAGUGAAUAAUGACAUUCAUCUCUUCAUUAUUUCAUUAACUGUAUUAUUCAUCGACCCAAAGGUCGUAAAUUAACUCUUAAGUGAUGCCACCACUGCCUCUUACAGCUAUUUAUUUAUUAUUUAAUGCACUGUAAGUUAUAUGUCGCUCUUCUGCUAAUAAAUCGUUCUAUUUGUA